Paramacrobiotus metropolitanus is the source of this 1629-nucleotide messenger RNA. RefSeq names its product pinin-like. The transcript has a single exon. Gene Ontology annotation, cellular component: catalytic step 2 spliceosome. The record is from RefSeq and is a predicted model, not a curated record. NCBI's taxonomy places the organism in Eukaryota, Metazoa, Tardigrada, Eutardigrada, Parachela, Macrobiotidae. The coding region runs from base 102 to 1376 and encodes 424 amino acids.
UGAAAAUAGUUGCACUGAAUCGCUUGUCUGUAAUUAUUAUCUUGAUUUUUUAUCCUGCAAAUUACGCUUGACGCGGUGUUCCGUGAUCUUUCUUUUUGGCAAUGACUGCCGAAGUCAUAUCGUCUGUCUCCUCGCUAACUGAGCAGCUACAAGAAGCGAAGGAUAAGCUCCGCGAAACCGAAGAGAGCAUUAAACGCGUUACAGGCCGUGAUGUUGUCGACCCGCAUCUCGUCGCGCGUCGUCCAGACGCAGCCGUGCCCCCCGCAUCCUUACGACCCCCUAUCACCGUCCGCACCCCGUCAUUUAUUGCGGCGAAUCCCAAUUUCGCCCGCCCGACCGAUGAACCCCCCACGAAGCGCCCCCGCGCCGUCACAUCCUUUCGCCCCAUCGUCGCCCCCGAUAACACGGUUCCGGGGAGCCAGCCCGAACGGCGCCGUGUAACAGGGGGUUGGGAUGAUGAUUCCGACGAGUAUCGCCGGCGGAAGAUCCAGUCGACGGUAUUCUUCGAUACAACGCCGCGGAAAACCCGCGAAGAACGCAUGAGCGAAGCCAAUAUCCACGGGGGCGAUAAAGACGCGGCCAGAAAUCGUCGUAUGUUCGGGUCGUUAAAAAAGACCCUGGAGAAAUUCCAGAUUGAGCAGGAGAACCGCAAGAAGACGGACGAACAGCAGAAGGAAAUCCGGCAGAAAUUAGAGGAGAAAGAGGCCGCGGAGAAACGCGAAUCCCAGCGCGAGCGCCGAGAACUGUUCUGGGAGCGCAAACGCUCGCAAGCAGUGGUAAAAUUCCUCGAGACUAAGGUGGACAUUAUGAAGCGUUUCACAGACUGGGAGACCAGUCAGAAACCCUUGAUGAAAUUCCUAAGGACGGAGAGUACCUGUCCGAUUUAUUAUCAGCCGAAAAUCUUAAACCCUGCACAGGAAGAGAAGCUGGCCAAACAUCGCGCCGCGCUCCAGGCGGAGAUUGAGAAACGGCGCGAUAUGAUGCAGGAGCAGUUGAAUCGGCUGGAUGGGAAGAUUGAAAAAGCCUCCCAGAAGCGCGGCCAGGAUGUAACGUUGGAAGAGCACAUCCAGGAGACGAAGCGCACUAUCCGGGAAGAGCCCCUGGAUGACUACGAUGUGGAUGAGAUCCUGGAUGACAAGGAGGUGGAGGGCUACGAUCUGGUGGAGGCCGAUGAGCCCGGUCCGGAGAAGAUGGCCACGGAUGACUCCAAGCACAGCCAUGUGGAGAUGGGGAAUGUGGAGAAUCCGCCCGGGGACGACGGUGCUUCAAGUGGGAAUAAGGCGGAACCUCGGCCCAGCACCGGACCUGCGAUUCCUGGGGAGAAUGCGGAUAAUGGUACGGGUGUUACGGACGUACUUAGUGCGGGGGUGUAUUGAUUGGACGGGGUUCGGUUGUCUCUCUUUUUGAAUAUGCGUAGUGUUCCGUUGCGUUUCGAUUUUGUUUUCCAGCUAGUUGUUUACACAUGUACCUUCUGUAAACUGGUACUAUGUAGCUGUAGUACAUACAAAAUACAGAAGUAAGGUGAAAGAUCGGAUUCUUUUUGGUUCUCCAGUGUACACGUGGAAAUGUACCGUGCAAUGACGUUAAUUAUGACUGUAAUGAACUGCGUAAUAAAUUAAGCGAUUGUUU